Molecule: messenger RNA, 745 nt
Organism: Aspergillus sclerotioniger CBS 115572
Lineage: Eukaryota; Fungi; Ascomycota; Eurotiomycetes; Eurotiales; Aspergillaceae
Exons: 1
Coding region: 276-653 (125 amino acids)
Source: RefSeq, a predicted model, not a curated record
GUCAGUUUAUAUACACUCCGGGUUCAACCCACAGUUCGGGUUGAGUUGGGUUGUUUGAGUAAUGUUACAACCCGCCGGGUAACCCAUCGAGGGUUGAACCUCCAACCCAACCCAACCCGACCCAACAAGGUUGAACUGGACAUCAUGAAAGGAACCAUCCCGACCGAGCUUGCAAGAUCCUCAAGCAGAACAAUAAUCCGCUAUUAUCAUUAUACAGAAAAUACCGAGCCCCGAACUAAAUUCCGACAAAAAGAAGAAACGAAAAGAAAGUAAAAAUGCUUCUAAGACGGAUAUUCCAUACUCCGGAUUCCAUGUGGCCCAAAUUCAUCCUCAUCACCAACCAAACUCACCUCCUAUCCUGCAAUUUUAACCCCCACCACCCCCCCAGGACAUUCAAGGUGAUCUUUGUCUGUAUUUCUCUCCUCCUUACCAUGGCUUUCUCCCUCGCUGCAUCCGUCCCAGAUAAGAUAGUUGGUGGGAGUAUGAUUCGGUGGGAUUCAACUGCAAUGCAUACAAUCAGUGUUCACAAGGCCCAAUAUAUCACUAUCAUAGCGAUAAUAAGGGAUCAGCAUCUCCGACACACAAUACAAAGUAAAUAUAUCCUACAACGAUAUCAUUUGCCCAUGCCAACGGGCAAAAAAAAGAACGGUUAACAACACAGAGAAAACGGAGCCCCACACUAUCCGAGCAAUGGAUAUAUGGAAGGUAAGGAAAAAAAAAAAACAAAAAAUGGAGCUGCGGGGAA